Molecule: messenger RNA, 781 nt
Organism: Boleophthalmus pectinirostris (great blue-spotted mudskipper)
Lineage: Eukaryota; Metazoa; Chordata; Actinopteri; Gobiiformes; Gobiidae
Gene: plp1b
Product: proteolipid protein 1b
Exons: 7
Coding region: 35-772 (245 amino acids)
Biological process (GO): central nervous system myelination; axon development
Cellular component (GO): myelin sheath; plasma membrane
Molecular function (GO): structural constituent of myelin sheath
Source: RefSeq, a predicted model, not a curated record
CUCCAAUAAGUCUCUCAAACCACCUUUACCGGACAUGGGUUGUUAUGACUGCUGCGUGCGCUGCAUUGGGGCAAUCCCGUACCCCUCGCUGGUGGCCACUCUUCUGUGCUAUGCGGGUGCGGCGUUAUUCUGCGGAGCUGGGCACCAAGCUCUGGCCCACACAGAGGUUCUGGUGGAGACCCACUUUGCCCGGAACCCUCAGGACUAUGAGGUCAUGGACUCUUUUAUCAGGUACUUCCAGUAUGUCAUCUAUGGGCUGGCCUCGUUCUUCUUCCUCUAUGGUAUUUUAUUGUUGGCUGAAGGCUUCUACAGCACCAGCGCUGUAAAGCAGCAGUUUGGAGAGUUCAGGAGCACCCAGUGUGGACGCGGUCUCAGCCUCACGUUCAUCAUAGUGACGUACAUUCUGGCUUUCAUCUGGCUGGUGGUCUUCGCUUUCAGCAUCAUCCCACUCUUCUUCCUCUUCAACAUGGAGCAAACCUGUCACAACAUCAACAUUUUGGCCGAGACCACCCCCAGCAUCAAUCAGCACAACUGGGUCUGCAUGGACGCUAGGCAGUAUGGUCUUCUUCCCUGGAACGCGAUGCCUGGCAAAGCGUGUGGGAUGACCUUGGCGUCCAUUUGCAAAGCCAGCGAAUUCCACGUGGUGUAUGACCUCUACAUAGCAACAUUUGCAGGUGCAGGAGUUAUGCUGUUAGCACUGUUUUUGUAUCUUGUCGCCACCACCUACAACUAUGCCGUCCUGCGGUUUCUUGGCAGGAAAGGUAUCCGCUAACUCCACGCC